Messenger RNA from Scomber scombrus (Atlantic mackerel), 3683 nucleotides. RefSeq names its product vascular endothelial growth factor Ab (gene vegfab). NCBI's taxonomy places the organism in Eukaryota, Metazoa, Chordata, Actinopteri, Scombriformes, Scombridae. Gene Ontology annotation, cellular component: membrane. Gene Ontology annotation, molecular function: vascular endothelial growth factor receptor 1 binding; heparin binding; chemoattractant activity. Gene Ontology annotation, biological process: vascular endothelial growth factor signaling pathway; positive regulation of mast cell chemotaxis; positive regulation of angiogenesis. The record is from RefSeq and is a predicted model, not a curated record. The coding region runs from base 592 to 1236 and encodes 214 amino acids. The transcript has 8 exons.
CAGAGGUGGACGCGUUGUCUUUACGGAGAGAGCUGGCCUGCUUAGUGCGCACUGACAGUGCAAACGGAAUGAAAAGCCAGAGCAAAUAAAGCAGCAAGUUUUGUGGGACGAGAAUCUCUCUGCCCGGUUUUCUUUUUCACUGAGCGUCAUCCUGGUGCACGGGUUCAGGUUGCACAUAGGAGUAGGCUACAAGUUUCCAAUGGACAGAUACUUGGAGACGGAUGGCGCAACAAGCAUGGGAUUAUUUUUGUAAUGUGGAUUGCUAUUCCUUUGCAAGAAAAUAAAGGUCCGCUGCGGAACAAUGUGAGACGUUAUGCGUCUUGGAUUCUCGUGUUUCUGGAUAUCUUGAAAAUCAUUGGCAACAGUUGAGAAGGAAGAAGUUAUGAGCAAAGGAUCGUAUGCUCCGACACUGGGACCAACAUGGAUUUGCCGUUAAAACCCCCUGCCCCUUAUUUAGAGAAUUUUUAGCCGGUCCACUUGUGUUAUUGUUGUUGUACUUGUUGUUGUAAACUUCAUGCUUGUGGACAAAUCGCCACACUGGGCUCUUGGAUUUUGAAACGUCGCCUGCCAUUGGAUUGGAUUUCCAACACCAUGAACUUUAUUGACAGUUUGACACUAUUAUUUCUGACGCUGUCAGCUGUCAAGAGUGCCCACAUACCGAAGGACGCAGAAAGAGGUCCACAUGACGUGAUCCCUUUAAUGGAGGUGUACAACAAGAGUUUGUGUAAGCCUCGGGAGCUGCUGGUGGAGAUUCUGCAGGAGUAUCCGGAGGAGGUGGAGCACAUUUUCAUACCGUCCUGCGUGGUGUUGACGCGCUGCGCCGGCUGCUGCAAUGAUGAGAUUAUGCAGUGCACGCCGACAUCGAGCUAUAACAUUACUAUGGAGAUUAAAAGAAUAAAACCCCAAAGGCAACAAAAUGAUAUUUUCAUGAGUUUUACAGAGCACAGUGCAUGUGAGUGUAGGUUAAAGAAAGAAGUGAAAGAACAGAGAGAAAAAAAACCCCGGAAAGGCAAGGGCAAAGGCCAAAAGAGAAAACGAAAGAAAAACCGUGACAAAACAAUUCACGAUGCUGUCUGUGAGCCAUGUUGUGAUCACUGCUCAGAUAGGAGAAAGCGUUUGUUCGUGCAGGACCCUGUGACCUGUCGGUGCUCCUGCAAACACUCAACAGAAUACUGUAAAGAUCGCCAACUAGAGCUCAAUGAGAGGACCUGCAAAUGUGACAAGCCAAGAAGAUGAGAGAGGUGGUAGCACCAGAUGUACAAGAUGAAGGAAUAUUCUAGAGAUAUUUCAUAGCACAGCACUUUGACCUUUAAACCGUAAGCUCUUUUCUGUGGAAAGCAUUCCCCUUGGACUGACUGACAGAACAAAAAGAAAAACUGAACUGUUUCCUCCCACUGUAUAUCUGUGUGUAUAUAUACCAUGAUAUAAAAAAAACUACAGAAUUGUUAUGCUGCUACAAAUCAAAACACUAAACCCAUCAUUUGAUGAAAAAGCAAAAUAGUCGCCAUGUGGUUUUGUAUUCUAACAGGCUUGCAAUAUAGGUGUAGUUGUGUUGUCAAUUCAUUGUAUGCAAUUACUUCACUGGAUAUGAAUCUACUGUGGUUUUGUGUCAGUCAUAAAGUACAAAACCUCUUGAUCUAAGAUACAGUGCAUCUGGAAAGUAUUCACACCCCUUCACUUUCCCCACAUUUUGUUAUGUUACAGCCUUAUUCCAAAAUUGAUUAAAUUCCUUUUUUUUCUCAUCAAUGCCCCAUAAUGACAAAGCAAAAAAAGUUUUUUUUUAGAAAUUCUUGCAAAUGUAUUAAAAAUAAAAACUGCAAUAUCGGCAGACGUGGGGAUGUUUUUCAGCGGCAGGAACUGGGAGACUAGUCAGAAUCGAGGGAAAGAUGAACGGAGCAAAGUACAGAGAGAUACUUGAUGAAAACCUGCUCCAGAGCCCUCAGGACCUCAGACUGGGGCGAAGGUUUACCUUCCAACAGGACAACGACCCUAAUCACACAGCCAAGACAACGAAGGAGUGGCUUCGGGACAAGUCUGUGAAUGUCCUUGAGUGGCCCAGCCAGAGUCUAGACUUGAACCUGAUUGAACAUCUCUGGAAAGACCUGAAAAUAGCUGUGCAGCGAUGCUCCCCACCUAACCUGACAGAGUUUGAGAGGAUCUGCAGAGAAGAAUGGGAGAAAUACCCCAAAAACAGGUGUGCCAAGCUUGUAGCUUCAUACCCAAGAAGACGUGAGGCUGUAAUUGCUGCCAAGGGUGCCUCAACAAAGUACUGACUAAAAGGUGUGAAUACUUAAGUACAUGCGAUAUUUCAGUUUUUUAAUUCUUAAUAAAUUUGCAAAAAUUUCAGGGAAAAAACGUUCUCUUUGUCAUUAUGGCGUAUUGUGUGUAGAUUGAUGAGGGGAAAAAAGGAAUUCAAUCCAUUUUGGAAUAAGGCUGUAACAUAACAAAAUGUGGGGAAAGUGAAGGGGUGUGAAUACUUUCCGGAUGCACUGUAUAUUUAACUGCUAAAACAGUGGGUGGGGCUGAAGAGGACACGGGAGAGCUCUCCUUUCAAAAAAGGUGGAUGACUUUUACUUUUGGACUAUAGCAGCUGGAGAACCGAUGGAAAUCUCGAAUCUGUGUCUUCAAGAAAUUGCUACUUUUCCUCCAAGGACAUGGACAAUGCUUUCACAAUUGUGAUCAGCUUGCAGGAGAAGAUACAUUACAGUGCCAUAUACUUUUAAAGGGAUACUGGUCAUCAAUGGUAGCAUCUAAUGUUUUGCUAUGUCCUACAUGAAAACCACUGAAAACAUCCUAUACUGUAGUUUGAUUCCAUUUGAAAAACUGUGCCUCACUACAUGUACUGAGAAAUCUUUCGAGUGCUUUUUAAAUUAUUUUUUGUUUCCUUUUUCAGGAGAGAAUAUUCAAAGUAGUUUGGUUAGUUGUUAAAGUCAAUACAGAAUCUAUUGAUUGCAUAUCUUCUUCUCUGAACUUGUACAUACUUAAUAUACCUUUAUGCCAUAGUCCAUCCUAGAUAAUUUAUAAUGUUAUAGAGUAUUUUUCAGUAUUCAGUCUUCUUCCCAUAUUUAAUUUGGUCUAUUUAUAUAUGCAGUGUUAUGUACCUGUGGCUGUCCUAUCUCUCCCCCAUGUGUAACGUCACUGAUGGCUACUCUCAGCAUGGAGACUCUGUGCUUUUUCAAGAAACAAAAAACAACAAAAAAAUCAAAAAUGAUUUGUUAACAUUCCCUAAAAUGGAUCAUGUGUACUGAUGACAACUCCUCCGGAUUUUUCAACCCCACUUAUGUACCAGUGUGGGUGCUGUGUAGAACUUUAACUUGUGUAUCUGUGUGUUUGUGUUUGUGUAUGUGUGUGUGUAUGAGUGUGUGUUCACAUGCAUUUUGCCGAUGUGCGCAUCUGUCUGUAGGUUAGUUAAUAAGUUGUAUUUAAGUGAGUAGUGGAUCAGUAUUGUCGGUCCUGCAAAAUGCAAAUACAAAAUGAACUACUGCUAGCAGCUGAGCGUACACUACAACACCAUCACAAUUUUAAAUUUGGAUAACAAUCUGCAUAAUUUCUGCCAUCAGUCUUAGAGCCUUCAUUAUUAGUUCUCUGUCUCUUCUUCACUAUUACCAUGUUUUUUUGUCUAUGUAAAACAGUAAAGCAUAUUUAUUUUCAAAUUAUAUUGUUUUUAUAUAAAAUAAGGAAAA